Messenger RNA from Cottoperca gobio, 1239 nucleotides. RefSeq names its product growth differentiation factor 6b (gene gdf6b). Gene Ontology annotation, cellular component: extracellular region. Gene Ontology annotation, molecular function: growth factor activity; cytokine activity. The record is from RefSeq and is a predicted model, not a curated record. The transcript is spliced from 2 exons. Gene Ontology annotation, biological process: BMP signaling pathway. NCBI's taxonomy places the organism in Eukaryota, Metazoa, Chordata, Actinopteri, Perciformes, Bovichtidae. Bases 1 to 1239 code for a protein of 412 amino acids.
AUGGAUCUCUAUCACUUCGCUUUUCUCUGCGGGGCUCUGCUGUUUGUUUGGGAAAUCCCCUGUUUUCACACUCUUGCUAUUUUCCCUCCAGCUUCCCCGAAGAGCAGCAAGGUCUCGAUGAUUUUUGAUAGGCAAGAAGCUUCUAGGUAUUUCAAGGAGUUUCACGCGCCGCGAUCCAUCGACAGAAACAAUAAAGCAAAAUCUAAAGACUCCAUUGAGCCACAUGACUACAUGCUGUCUAUUUACAAGACCUUCUCCACGGCGGAGAGGCUGGGACUCAACGCCAGUUUCUUCCGGUCCUCUAAAGCCGCAAACACUAUUGCAAGUUUUGUAGACAGUGGACAAGAUGACCUCCCACUCUCCCCUCUGAGGAGACAGCAGUAUCUGUUCGACGUCUCAACACUCUCCAAAAAGGCGGAGGUACUGGGAGCCGAGCUCAGGUUAUACACCAAAGUGUCUGGGAAUUUCAGGAUAUCGGAAACAGAACCUGUCGACAUCCAGCUCCUCUCCUGCCACGACCGGCAGCUGCUCAACUCCAAAACAUUGGACUUGCAGGAUUCCCAAAGGCCGAAGUGGGAGGUGUUGGACGUGUGGGAAAUAUUCAAAGAGCAGCAGCACCUGAGCCAGGGGAAGCACUUCUGCCUGGAGCUCAGGGCCAUGCUGGACAACCCAGAGAGGGAGAUGGACCUGAACCUUCUGGGCUUGCACAGGCACAGCAGGCCUCAGCAGAAGAAGACCAUUUUAGUGGUGUUCACCAGGUCUAAAAAGAGGCAGACCCUCUUCAGUGAGAGGAGAGAGGGGAGAGCGUUGCUUGGUCUGGAGAGGAAGGCCAAAGACAGGGGCCCUGGUGCCAAAGCCAUCAGGAGAAGGAGGACGGCUGCGUCCAAAACCCGCCACGGGAAGAGACACGGCAAGAAGUCUAGAUCCAGGUGCAGCAAGAAGCCGCUGCACGUCAACUUCAGAGAUCUGGGCUGGGACGACUGGAUCAUCGCCCCGCUGGACUAUGAAGCGUACCACUGCGAGGGGGUGUGUGACUUCCCCCUGCGCUCCCACCUGGAGCCCACCAAUCACGCCAUCAUCCAGACUCUGAUGAAUUCAAUGAACCCCAGCAACAUGCCGCCCAGCUGCUGCGCCCCCUCCAAACUCAGCCCCAUCAGCAUCCUCUACAUCGACUCAGGAAACAAUGUGGUGUACAAACAGUACGAGGACAUGGUGGUGGAGUCUUGUGGCUGUAGGUAG